Ananas comosus (pineapple) is the source of this 1397-nucleotide messenger RNA. Its product is annotated as mitochondrial dicarboxylate/tricarboxylate transporter DTC-like. Gene Ontology annotation, molecular function: oxoglutarate:malate antiporter activity. NCBI's taxonomy places the organism in Eukaryota, Viridiplantae, Streptophyta, Magnoliopsida, Poales, Bromeliaceae. The transcript is spliced from 6 exons. The coding region runs from base 115 to 1014 and encodes 299 amino acids. The record is from RefSeq and is a predicted model, not a curated record. Gene Ontology annotation, biological process: transmembrane transport.
AGAUUCCCAUCCCCUCUCUCUCCUCCGCCACCUGUUCCGAAGCCCUCGCUCCCUCCUUUCUCGAGCUUUUCGCCCCCUUCGUCGUCCUCCUCCUCCCCCUCCUUUGGUGCGGCAAUGGCGGAGGCGAAGCUCAAGACCCAAUCCGGGGUUUGGACCACCAUCAAGCCCUUCGUCAAUGGCGGCGCCUCCGGCAUGCUCGCCACGUGCGUUAUCCAACCCAUCGACAUGGUCAAGGUGAGGAUCCAAUUGGGGCAGGGAUCGGCGGUUCAGGUCACGAAGAACAUGCUCGCCCAAGAGGGGUUCGGAUCCUUUUACAAGGGGCUAUCAGCUGGUUUACUAAGGCAAGCUACCUACACAACUGCAAGAUUGGGAUCCUUCAGGGUACUGACAAACAAAGCAGUUGAGGCUAAUGAUGGAAAACCACUGCCACUGCUUCAGAAAGCUGCUAUAGGUCUAACAGCUGGAGCAAUUGGAGCUUGUGUCGGGAACCCAGCUGAUUUGGCACUCAUCAGAAUGCAGGCUGAUGCAACUUUACCGCUAGCACAGAGAAGGAACUACAAAAAUGCUUUUCAUGCACUCUAUCGUAUUAUUGCAGAUGAAGGGGUUUUGGCUCUUUGGAAAGGAGCGGGCCCCACUGUGGUGAGGGCAAUGGCACUGAAUAUGGGUAUGCUUGCCUCGUAUGAUCAGAGUGUUGAACUUUUCAGGGAUUCACUUGGUUUUGGAGAAGUCAGUACCGUUGUCGGGGCAAGCGCUGUUUCUGGAUUUUUCGCAUCUGCAUGCAGCUUACCCUUUGAUUAUGUGAAAACUCAAAUUCAGAAGAUGCAACCUGAUGCCAAUGGUAAAUAUCCGUACACUGGAUCUUUGGAUUGUGCCCUUAAGACCUUAAAAAGUGGAGGGCCGUUCAAAUUUUACACUGGCUUUCCCGUCUACUGCGUGAGGAUUGCUCCACAUGUCAUGAUGACUUGGAUAUUUUUGAAUCAAAUCCAAAAGAUCGAAAAGACCAUCGGAUUGUAGGAGUUUUCGUAAAUGUGAUCCAUUUUCUGCGAGCUCUCUUUUUUUGCUUAUCCGGCUUCUAAAACUUCAAUAGGCAGCCUUCUACAGACAUUGAAAUAUCUUCUCUUUAGACUUUAGUAAUUAAUAAUUGUUGUAUUUGGGAAGGAUUCCCUGGCGAUUUUUCGGCUUAUACGCAAAUAAAUUGAUUGUUCACUGACUAUGCUAUCUUGGAUUAACUCUUUAUUGUUGAAUGAUUGAGGGUUAAUUCAUGAGACUUUCUAAAUUUCCUUCUUGUUUCCCUUCUUCGUCUUUGUUGGCGGUGGCUUCGUACUGCUUAUGUAUGAUGUUCUCACAUUUUCAUCACCAAAACAUAAAUAUAUUAAUGCCGAUCUUGUUUAGAUUUA